Molecule: messenger RNA, 9691 nt
Organism: Ictalurus furcatus (blue catfish)
Lineage: Eukaryota; Metazoa; Chordata; Actinopteri; Siluriformes; Ictaluridae
Gene: sfpq
Product: splicing factor proline/glutamine-rich
Exons: 10
Coding region: 158-1966 (602 amino acids)
Biological process (GO): regulation of DNA-templated transcription
Cellular component (GO): nucleus
Molecular function (GO): RNA binding
Source: RefSeq, a predicted model, not a curated record
UUUACGAAGUGGAUUCACGCAAGAACAACAGGAGCGUAGUCUGUUUUCUCAAAGGUUAUUUAAGCAGCGAGUAGAAUUUCCGCGCUCUGUUGUAGCGAUUAAAGAUUAGCGGGACACGUUUACACAUAAAAAUAAAUAAAUAAAUUGCUAGUUAGCUAUGUCUCGUGACCGUUUCAGGAAUCGCGGAGGAUUUCAGCAGCGAGGCCGAGGAGGCGGCGGAGGAAUGCGGGGCGGAAUGGGAACACCAAACUUUAGAAAUAAUCCACAGCAUUCAUUUCAAAACCGCGGCCCACAGCCUGGUGGUGGUUUUAAGCCCAAUCAAGGAAAUCAAGCAAACCAAGUCAUCCUGCAGAAACCAGAGGGAUCUAAUGUUACCGUCAAGCCCGAUAUAAAGUCUCCUCCUCCAACGCCACAGCAGCAGCAGCCUGAUGCACAGAACAAGAUACCGGCCCAACAGCAGCAGGUACAGCCGCCUCCGACCCCACAACCACCGAUUCAGUCACCUCCGCCGAAAAACAUCAAUACCAAACCAGAACCCACAACUCCACAGAAUCAACCCCGAAAAACUCAGCAAAAGACACCAGUCAGUGGAAAUGGCCAAAAGCCUCCUAACAAUGACGGCCAGACAUCGCGUGCAGCUGAUACCUCCGGAUCGCAGGAAUUAAAGGCUUCGUUCUCGAUGCUGCGCAAACCUGGGGAGAAAACCUACACUCAGCGAUGCCGGCUGUUCAUCGGCAAUUUGCCCAACGACAUUACCGACGCAGAGUUCAGAAAACUGUUUGCCAAGUAUGGCGAGCCCAGUGAAAUCUUCAUUAAUCAAGGCAAAGGUUUUGGCUUCAUAAGGCUGGAGUCACGUGCUUUGGCGGAACUUGCAAAGGCUGAAUUGGAUGAUAAGCCCAUGAAAGGCAGGCCGCUCAGGGUUCGCUUUGCUACUCAUUCGGCUGCAUUAUCCAUCCGUAAUCUGUCCCCGUAUGUCUCCAAUGAGCUCCUCGAGGAGGCUUUCUCACAGUUUGGAGUGGUCGAAAGGGCAGUGGUUAUAGUAGAUGACCGUGGCCGCUCUGUUGGAAAAGGCAUCGUUGAGUUUGCAACCAAGCCGGCAGCUCGAAAAGCUCUGGACCGUUGCAGCGAUGGAGUCUUCCUACUCACAGCCUCACCUCGUCCGGUUGUUGUUGAGUUGAUGGAACAGUUUGAUGAUGAAGAUGGUCUGCCAGAGAAGCUUGCCCAGAAGAACCCAAAUUAUCAGAAAGAGCGAGAGCAGCCCCCACGUUUCGCUAGACCAGGCACCUUCGAGUUUGAAUACUCACAGCGAUGGAAGUCUCUCGAUGACAUGGAGAAACAGCAAAGGCAGCAGGUGGAGAAAAAUAUUAACGAGGCCCGCGAGAAGCUGGAGGCAGAAAUGGAUGACGCUUACCAUGAGCACCAAGCUAACCUGCUUCGUCAGGAUCUUCUUAGGCGACAAGAGGAACUGCGUCGCAUGGAAGAGAUGCAUAAUCAGGAAAUGCAAAAACGCAAAGAGAUGCAGCUUAGGCAAGAGGAGGAGCGCCGCAGACGGGAGGAGGAAAUGAUGCGGCAGAGAGAAAUGGAAGAACAGAUGAGGCGCAAGCGUGAGGAGUCGUACAGAAUGGGUGGUUUUAUGGACAAUAGGGAAAGGGAGAUGAGGAUGAGUGCUGGAGGAGGUCUUGGAUUGGCAGAUAUGCCAUUUGGGUCGAACAACCAGAGGUUCCCAUUGGCCAGAAUGGGUUUUGACGGUCACCAGGGACUCGGCGGACCAGUGGCAGGGGGCAUGGUGCCCAACGAAAUGGCUGAUGACCAUCUAUGUCAAGGACAUUUUGUAAUUACCUGCCCAAGCAAACGAUCAGGAAAUUUCAGGCAUGGUAAACAAAGCAACAAGGUAAUGCAUGCUACACUUGCAUUUCACUAUGGGUUUCUCACAUCCCCCACAACCAUAAAAGGUCAUUGCUUUUAACAUGGUGAGCCAAAUUUGUGGUAAUGCUAAUUCUAUAUCUUGUAUUGCUAAACAGGGUUCAGUCAAACCUUUUUAGUGUAGAAUUUUGCUAAUUUUGCAGAAGCUAUGGAGUCAUCAGCCCUCUUUAAAUACUGUGCUGCCUCAAGAUUGUAGGACUCCACUGCUGGAACAAUUGUUUUAACGUAGUCUCGGCUCUAAAGGCUUGUAUUUGAGGACUGUUUCGGCUUAUUUAUAUUGGUUUCUGCACGAAAAUGGAAGUUUUCGAGUUACUUUCAGACUUCCCAGAUUUGAGUUAUUAGCCUGAGUAUGUAUUCAUGUAGAUUGGGGAUGAUUAUGAUCAUGGGGUGGUUUACUUGUAUGGCUGGAGCUAAAUACAUCCAUAAAAAAUGUCUGUUUUGGUCCUGUGUAUAUUUUCUCCCUUAACAGGUGACUGUCCAAAGUUGUGUGCACCGGAACUUGUGACUGGUUUUAUCCAUGCAUCCUCCUUCAGUGAGGGUUUAGUACAGUGCUGUCUCGUGUAUAUCAAUUAAAAUAUAUUUAGAUGAAUAUCUUUUGAGUUCAGCUAAAUCUGCAAAAGAAUCAGGACUUUCUACUAGCUGUAGUAUUACAAUACUGGAUACAUACAAAUUACUUCACUACUAUGAAGCAUAAGUGCCUUUUAAAAUAAGCACUUUCUCAAGGAUUUGAUUGAGCCUUAUCUCUAGGCCAAUUCUGAUGAACAAAAAUUGUAAAAAGAUGUUUUUAGGGAAUCCUAACAUGUUGCUACGUCUUGGACCAAGGAGAAAAGACCUAGUGUGUGAUGUGACUGAUUCCUGGGCCAUCCAGCAUUACACCAGCUCUUGUAUCACCUCAUCUGCAAAGGGGGUAGCCUCUAUGAUUUCUCCUCAUCCAACAAGAAAACCCAAUGAAGUAUCCUGCAUUGAUUUAAUAAAAUCAAGCACCCUAGGAAAUCAAUUUCAAUUCCUCAUUUUGUUUUAUUACUUCCCCCUCACUUCGUAGCACCUUCCUCUGAAGAGAAAUACAAUUUUUUUUUUGUUCUUGUUAGCUCAUUUGGCAGACACUAAUUUGAGCAGAUUAAGGUUGCUCAAGAGUUCAAUAGUGAGUUUGAACUCUGAUCAGUAACCAAAAGCCUUAACCUCUGGAUGUCCGCUACCUCAAAGAAUUGGUGUAAUUACCAAAUUGUACAGGAGUCGCUAACUGAAGUGUCACACUAAAUUGAUUCACUUAUUGACUUGCCUCCAGGGCAUAAAGAGGCUUAAUAUACAUGGUGUGGUGUGCUUACACACUUGAUGAUUUUAGCUAAUGUAUGUUUGCAUUACAUGCUUAAUUCACUUAAUUUCUUAAUUCACUUUUCCCCCAAGAAAAAAUCCUUUUUGCGUGUAGGAUUUUUACAUCCUUAGAUGGCAGCCUUUGAUUGGUUUCCUGGUCAUAGGCUGUAGGAUGUUGAAUCAGGGCGGCAUCAAUUUUGGUAUGCACUCCAAGCAAGGUUAUGCACUGUCAAGUGGAAGGUAAACGGUCAACAUGCUUUUUUUUCUUUUUUUCUUUCUUUUUUUUAAAGGAGAAUGUUUAAACGCAUGCACCAAAGGUUGUUAGCUUAAAGUCUCUGUGAAACAGUAGUUAUGCCAUUACAUCUCCUCUGAAUGGGCAGAUAUUUGUUGAAUGAUAAAAUUCUUUUGAUUAUAUUCUUGUGCUAACAUGUCUUUUAAGUGGUAUAACCUUUCAGCCUGCUAGCACUAGUACUACAACCUAAGAAACUAAGCCCUGUAGAGACUUCUUUAGAAGUGUAAAUAGAUUUUACUGAAGUAGGUUCUGUGCAAGUUGCUUCCUACCAAACCUUAAGUCACGUGCAUGCUACAAGCUAAAGAUUGUAAUUAUGACUUCUUCCUGUUCUGGCUGCUGAGAAGCACCCCUAUAGCAUGAUGAUGCCAUCACCAUGCUUCACCGUAGAGAUGGUUUUUGCAAGACUUGGUGCUUGCUGUUCAGCCCAGAGUUCUUCCUCCCUGCCCCCCCCCCCCUUCAUCAGACCACAGAAUCGAUUUCCUCAUGCCAUGUACCUUUUUACUCAUGAGUGGCUUCCGUUUAGUCACGCUGUCUUAAUGGCAUGAUUUUUGUUAUUUCUGAGAUGGCUGUCCUGGCAGGUUCUCCCAUCUCUGCAGAGGACAUAUUAAGCUCUGUUAAAGUGACCAUUGGGUUCUUGGUCACCUCCUGACCAAGGCCUUUUUUGCCCGUUUACCGAGUUUGGCCAGAUGGCCAGCUCUAGAAAGAGUCCUGGUGGUUUCAGGCUUCUUGUAAUUUCACAAUGAUCGAGCCCACUGCGCUCCUGGGAUCAUUCGGCGCUUUAGAAACGUUUUCUACCUUUUGUCCAGAUGUCUCUGCACAGUUUGAUAAUGGGGAUCUACGGAGCUUCUUGGACUUCAUCGCUUGAUUUUUAAAAAAAUUUUUUUUUUGUCUGAUAUGCACUGUAAAUUGUGGGACCUUACACACACAACUGUGGGCCUUUUGUGAAUCAUGUCCAGUCAAUUUAAUUUGCCACAGAUGGACUCCAGUCGAAUUCUGCAGACAAGAUUAACAAAGCAAACAAGAUGGAGCUCAGGUCAGUUUGGAGCAUUUUAGCCAAGGCUCUGAAUACUUGUCUAAAUGAGAGAUUUCUGUUUUUGCUUUUUUUUUUUUUUUUUUUAAAUAAAUUUACAAAAGUUUCUAUAAAUGUUUGCUUUGUCAUUAUGGUUUAUUGUGUAUCGAUUAAUGAUUAAAAUUGUAAUGAAUUUUAAAUUAAAUAUAUAAUACUAUAAAGCACAAUAACUGCGUCAGUCUGAAUUAACCAACUCACUGUACACUCAAUGUGAGAGUGCUAUAGAUGUUUCUGUGACCAUGUUAAGGCAUUCUUGGAUGAGCUUAUGUAGAACAAAUGAAACUUGGCAUUUCGUUGCACAAGCUUGUAAAUAUGAUUCGAUGCUUUUGUAAAAAGCAUUACUUAGGAAUGCAGAAAGAGGCAGUGAAUUACAGUUCAUACAUUUUAGUUAUAUUGGUCUAAAUUAAGCACACAGGAUUUGUUUAGUAUGUUUACAAGUUGCAUGCUCCAUUUUGAACACAGAGUUGUGCCAUGCCACAAUGAAAAAUAUUACAUUUGAGCAUGCAUAAGACAAGCUUUUGUUUGAAAAGAUUUUCUUUAUCUGGCUCUUGAAUAAGAUGGAAAAAUCUUGAUUGCUUUAUAAUCAUGUUGCAUCAUGCCAGAUUAAAAUUAAAAAGCCUGGAUACAGUCUGCUUUAUCCCAGGCUAGUGGUCUAUCCAUUCCUGGUAAUAGAACUCCUAACACUUGAUUUUAUGGUGACUGUAAUAACUCUAUUGUUUGUGCUAAGUGACUGAUUUGUUUGAGUAGGCAGACUUCAACAUUUGUAGUCCCUUAAAACAGUGUUUUUGUAUUCUAGCUCUGAAUGUCUGCUAAAUUUACUCAGCAUUUUCAGGAUCAUGGUGGAAUCACAAGGAGGUUCAGUUGGAACUGACAGGUCUUGCACUACACAUGACACCCACAUUAGUAGAUUAGUUUUUUUUGGGGGGGGGACUCACAUACUUGUCUCUUCAAAGGCAGGUCAUUAAGUAUCUUGAUUACAUGGAAACUUUUGUUCAGGGGGGGGGAAAUAUUUUGCUUUUAACACUAUUGGUACAAGGCCAGAAACUUAAACAGAUUCUGGAAUUCCUCAAAACAGAUUUUUCGUUACUUCAGAAAGCACAAAUUUUGGCUUAACUGUUUUAUUGCUUCUGACUAUGCAUAUGUGGAUUGAAUGCUGUAGAGCAUUUAAUUUUACCACAAAUUAAACUUUUCCAAAUGGCUAAGUUGGCAAAUGUGAUCUAACUAAAUAUUUAACUGAUCAUUGUUUUCACAAUCUCAUUAAAAAUUAAAAGUAACAAGUGGAAACCCCUCAACUUGUAAAACAGUUGGCACAUACAAGCAGAAAUGUAGGAUCCUCCUACAUACUAGCCAUUACUGGUCUAUUAUACUACAUUAGAACCAUAAUAUGCUACUGUUCAAGUACAACUGAAAUUUUGCCUGAGAACUUACAGUUGCUGCUGAAGAUGGUAGCCCCAUCAAGAAAUGUGAAUGUAUGCAGGACUACAGUAAAGCAUAAGCUGCCCAAGAGAUGUUUGCUAGUUGAUAUAAUGAUAUAAAUUACUUGAUGUAAAUGAACUUGUAAACAUUUUUUAACUGGACUAAUUGCUUUUAACUACGACCAUUUAGCACUUUAGAGGAUGGUUGUAGUAUUAUUAUUAUUAUUAUUAUUAUUAUGUCGUACAUUUAAAAUAUAUAUACUUUUAAGUCAAUUUAAAAAUCAGAUUUAAAUAAAGAUUAAACAAUAAAUUUAUUUUUAUGUUUUAGCUAGGCUGUCUCCCAUAGCCCUACAAGAGUUGCUGGCAUUCACUAAUUGGAUCCUUACUACAUUUUGGCGCUGCAGUUUAAUAUUAAUAAAUCGAAAUGUUAAGUAUGCGUCAUGUAUAAUAAAUUUUUCUGAUACAGUUAGUGUUGUCGUUGCUGUCUUUAGGCAUAAUAAAAUGAAUGUAAAAUCUUUGUUUUAAUUAUUUAAACAAUCAGUCUGGAAUUUAGACACGCCAUAGAAGUGCUGCAUUGUAGUGCAUGGCUUUCUAUUGUGUAAAAGCUCUAGUGGCACCAGGACUGUCCAACCAGAUUGGAAAUUUGUAGGUAAUGGUGUUAAUGUUUUUAUUUCGUAUGCAGUGAAAAUUGCAACCUCACUUCUCAUGAAUGAAGACCAGUAGAUUAGAAAAAAUACUUCGGUUAUUAGUGCUGAUAUCUUGCUUGCGGUAAGUAAAGAGCCAUUAACACUUUGGGCACCUCAGCACUUUAUAUAUUCUUACAGUGAUUGACACCAGGGUGGACUUUGGAACACCCUUAGAGCAGGUUAUGCUAUGGUGCUCUUCUCAAUAAGCGUUCUACACGAUUACUGUUGAAUCCUUGUUCAAUGCAAUCUGUUUGAGGUCAUUAAACAGCUUACAAGUAGCAAAUAAGAAUCAAUGAUUCACAAAUUAAAGAGCAUUUCCAGUGGUCUUUGUCCUGUUACAUUCCUUUGUUCAAACAAUGCCAAUGCCACUAGCCAUUGAACACCUUGAUGUAAUAACUUGACAAGGAAUUAAGCCAUAGUAAGACACUCCAUGUCGAUUACUUGCAGGUCAAAGAUGGCGAGAUUUAUUUUGUUCACAACUCAAAUACUCAACAAUGACUGAGUCCUGUAAUUCUUAGUGCUGACUUUUUAAAGCCUGUAUAAAGCCCUCAGCAACGCCUAAAAGCAAAAACUCUGUAGGGUAUCUCAGAUUUUUGUAACUUGGUUAUUGGCGUGCUAACCUGCUCCUUGGUUUAAUGCAGACCUAUUUUUAUUCGCCCCGCACCCUGAUCUUAAUUAAUCCAGCUAAAAAACCUUAUUUAUUCAUGAGUUGUUAACAUGUUUAUAGUAAUCUGAUUGUCCACAGACCACCUCCUUGGUCAGAGCAUUGAAAUUAACUUCUCAGUGGUUUAAAAAUCCACAAAAAUGUUUUCACAUGGUGGUAAACUUCCCAUGACCACGGUACUUGUACAAAGCUUGAUAUUCAGUAUUCUGGCACUAAAGUCUUAUAAAUAAGCCUGUGCCUACAGUACAUGAUGUCAUGGACCUUGACUCAUGUCCAAGACUGAAUACGCUGCUAAUGGAACAUGCAAUAUUACUGUUUCAGGUCAUGGUUUUGUUUGUUUUUCACGAAAGUCACUGGAGUUGCUCUUUAAGAUUGUAGAAAACAGGAUAACUUUGUUAAUGCUGUGCUGGACUAAAGGUUCCAAAAUCAACUUUGCUCCAAAAUUAAAGCCCUUUAAGUGAAAAACCAUGAUGCAAUCCUAUUUUAAAUCCUACAAGGUGUAGUACAAACAAAAACAGUAUUAAACAGCACUGAAGUGAGAACUCUGUUCUACACUAGUAAUGCAAAUACUAAAUAUGUGAUGAAAAGCAAACUCUCUGUUGGCAUCCAAACUUGCCAUUUCCAGUUCUCUGUGAGGAAAGCUUUUCUGUGUGUGUGUAACGUGUAUGGCAUGGAUGGUGGUGCUGUAGCUAAGCAGUAGCAGCCAGUGUCCAGCUUGCCCUGCUCCACAGUUGACACUCCAGCAGUUGGUUACAAUGAGACAAGAUGAGUAGUUCUUCAGAUCAGUGGACAGUUGAGCCUGGACUUGUUUGCAUCGAGAGGUUUGCUUGCGUACCAUCCGAAAAGGUAAGUGCUCAUGUCUUUUGUUCAAUGAAGAUGAAAAACACAGGGCUGUUUCACCUCCCUGAUUUACCUCACAUGUUGAAUUUAUAGGGGUUCUGGCAUCACACUUCUAAAAAUGGAUUCACAGUGCAGAUAUUUGUUGUGGUCUCAACAUGGCUAACAAGUUUGUUCUUUUAAUCAAUUUUCUCUGAACUGCAUGUAGAUGGUUUCUUGGACAGUGAUGGACUACUGUACAAUUUGGUGUUUGCAAGUCAUGUGAAAAGCCUGAAAAUAAGCAAAUGACGGGGAUGGGAUGGUGUAUGGGUACAGUUUCCUUUAGGGAGUAAUACUGUUGCAUUGGCAUACAUUGAUAUUCCAUUGCAAAUUUGUCUGGACAUGGGUGAGGGUGGGCUUGAAGUUGGAGCAAAUCCAAUAUUAGGCUCAUAUCAGUGUUUCAAAUUGUAUACUGAUUCUUCCAGAACCAUGGCCUGAUUUCAACGCAUUACUAUACAUUCAUACAUUUCACAGAUUUUCCUCUCGAACAUCUCUCAGUCUAAGCUUAGCGUAGCUUAAAUAGAGAGAAAAUGAGGGUUAAAUUUUUUUUUAACCUAAACUAGAAAUACACUUCUAUUACCCUGUUUUAAUUUUUCCCUAUAUGGAAGUUAUGUAGUUCUGGCAAAUUGUUUAAAAAUGUGUUUAAAGUAGCAGACGUGAUGCAGGAGUGAGGACCAAAUACAAAUAAAAUUACACCUCAAAAGUCAGUUCACUGAAGGUGUACGGACAAAGGACCUGAGGGGCACUUUCUUCUAGUUGCUAAAAAAAAAUUUUUAAUCAAAUUUAAAGGAAAUGCUUUUUAUUAUAUAGUGAUCAUAUUGGACUUCUGUUUUGCUGUUUUCUUACAGUUGCUUGGUGCAUAUUCUUGACCAUUUAGAAAAGCUGAGUAUUAUCUAGGGAUGCAGAUCGAUCGAAGCGAGUGUUCUACGUGGAUCUUUGCGAAAAACAGCAUAUUGGAAUAUCCUGAGAUCCUGAAUUCGGCAUGUACGCAAUAUAAAUUACAUGGUAAUAUUUAUGGUCUGUUUAACAUCUAGGUAUAGACCAUAAAUAUUACAUGAAACCUAAGGUCAAGUGUAGCCUACAAAAGUACUUCCAUAUCAACAGCAUUUCUUGAUUUUCGCAGCACCAGCAUUUACCUGGAAUAAAUUCACUUACAGAAGAUCUCUUCAGGAUAUAAGCUCGACUUUUUUUAAAGUCACAAAAUUGUACAAGGUUGCACCUUUUUGCUUUUUUAUUCUGUGUCACUGUGUGUCUACUUAAGAGGGCUGCAAUACUUGAUCAUGACUGGUCUGUAAUAUUGCUCACAAAAACAAAAUGCCAAUAGUCUGUUAGUCCAGACCCACAUCCAGCUGCUUAGCCAGCUUGCAUCUUUUAUUUUUUCUUUGAUAAUUCUAGCUUAAUAGCUAAAUGUACUUUGAAACCAGUGGGUUUUGACUUUUGCUUCUUCACAAAUAC